Molecule: messenger RNA, 818 nt
Organism: Bicyclus anynana (squinting bush brown)
Lineage: Eukaryota; Metazoa; Arthropoda; Insecta; Lepidoptera; Nymphalidae
Exons: 6
Coding region: 1-786 (261 amino acids)
Source: RefSeq, a predicted model, not a curated record
AUGAACGCAGAAGCAAAGAAGAAGGUUGACGUGUUAUCGGAGGAACUUCUUCCAUACAUCAUCGCUGAACAGGAGCGUCGCGUCACACUACACAAGCGCGUCAUGACGGCCGUGCAGAACGGGGAGAAGGGCGUCACCGUCGCAGAGAUCAGGGGCAAGCCACCGCUCAUCAUACGGAAAGGUUUGUUCUACCGGUGUCCUGCCAACCGAGCGCCCAAAGAGCCCGACGGCUCCGGCUCGCUCAUGUGCGAGGAGGACAUUGAGCCAACACAAGUUAUGUACGACUCUUGUCUCAGCGCUGAAGACAAGGAACUCUACGUGGCCGAGAGCAAAUACUUCUUUUGUAACCGUCACAAAGUGGAGGGGCCAGACCUGCCCCGCAACGGCACAACAGUCAUAGGCUGUGCACCAGUAGAGCGGACAUCACUCAACUACACAGCCAACAAAUGUGCACUGGAGGACACUGACGAUGUGCUUGUGCACUACCGAUACUACCCGGACAGGAGCUACAAGUAUGUGACAGAAUUGGACCCUGAUAGAGAGGUGUGCGAACACUGGAAUCCGUGCCAGAUAGGGUACAUCUUCAGCCUUCCUUCCCCGGACCAGGCUUUGCUGGCGAGCGAGCUGUGGCAUAAUUACGAGGAUGGCAACGAAGAGUUUGUGCCGCCGGCUGCGUACAAUUACACCAGCAGUACGCACCGCGUCGCGAUACCUGAGGGGUACAACUUUACUCACAUCGAGUUCUUCAGCCCCGGCGCUGACGACAUCAUUGUAUGUAUGGCUUGACAUCAGAGGAUAUAAAUUAGGGGUUCCCAACA